AUGGAGAAAAUGUCGACUAAUGAUGAGAAUAUAAAUAUCGUGGACGGUCAACCAAAAAGUGCAAAUAUACAUGAACUAGUGGUCAACAAAAAUAAGGAAUACGUAAUAGAAUACAUCGACAGAGAAGGGUGCAAUGGAAUAACAGCCCGGGCGAAUGAGAUAUUCUUACAAGAUGCUAAAAGUAAAAAAAUUUCAAGAGGUACAGACGAAACGAUUGAAAAAUACUUCCGAAACCCGAUGAACCAGCACUCUCUUAGAAUUCGUCAACCGAAUGAAAGCAAUCAGGAAAAAGGCGGAUAUGAAAGGAUUCGCGUGAUAAAGUGUCUUGAUUCACAGGAAAAUGAAAACGAAAAUGGGAAUACCUUCGAGCGUGCUAGGCGAAUUCCUAAGAAGAAACCUCUAGAGGAGUCCCCAGUGAUCAAGUAUAGUCCAGCACUGAUAUCUGUCAAUGAAAAAACCACUCGGAACAAUGACGAAGAAUUAUCGAGAUCGGGAUUGAGGAAGAAAUGCCUUCAAAAAGACAACACGCGUAAAACCUUGAAAAAAACGUCAAUCCUUACACAAAAACAACUGACCUAUGACUUUACAGAAAUAUUACCGAUAAACAAGGAGAACCGCCAGGCCUUAAAAUUACAACGUCAUUCAGUCCACGAUGAACGGAGUCAGGAUGACGAGAGUAUGGAAGAGGAACCGUUGGCUCCUCGUAAAUGGAAAAAAAUUUUGAGAAUUGCAUCUUCAUCUGACGACGACGAUGACAGUAAUGACGACAAUAAUACAAACGAAACCAAUAUACCAAUUUACUGCGAAAAAAAAGCAGAUGAUAUCGUCAAUGGAAGGGAGGGACGAGAAACCAGUAUGGAAGACCAAAUAUUCAAUGAGGCAAACCGUGACUUGAAUCACCUCAAUGAAAAAGUUUUAUCAAUCCACGAUGAUGGACACGCAUUGAAAAAGCAUAAUUCUAUACCGGUAGACGAAACACCAUUCGAGUAUGACAAGGUUCAAAAAACCAGGUUGACAUUCGCUGUGGAAAGUCAAAAAGCUAUUGAAGACAACGAUAAUCCCAAUGAUGGGAACGGUUACUAUAAAGCGAUGCGUGAGAAGGAAAUCUUAAUGGAAAAACUUGACGAUGUUCAUGUCGUGGCGUCCACAAACGAGGUCCAAAAUAUAAUAGGCGGAAGAAUACACGUAGAGUUGAAAGAGUAUACGGAACUCACAAACGCAAAUAUGAGAGUUACCGAUAAGAGCGCUGGCGAGACGGCAGUCAGGGAUGAAUGUGACAACAUUGAAAACGACAUCGAGACUCAAUUGCAACGCAUUCACGAAGAUGUUUCAACGGUAGCUCCCAUUAAAAAACCAACUGUUACUGAAACAAGAAUAUUACGCAAGGGUGAAAGCGUACUCAUGAUGAGCCAAAGACAGUAUGCGACAACGAAUUCCUGUAUGGCUAAUGAAAAGGUAGCAGUAAAAGCUUAUGAAACUCCGAUCCGGAAAGGAGGCCCGCGAAGAUUCAAAUUAGAAUUCCCAAUGGACCCAUCGCGGAAUUCUGUGGGAACAGACUGUAAUGUUAAUCAAAAUAAAGAUAAAUCUCUACGUCGGGAGGCUCGAGAAAUUACGACUUGGUGCAACGAGUCAAGCAGUGGUGAGGAACAAACGGAAUCGAAUAGAAACGUAAUAACCUCGGUACAGCAAGUGAUUCAAACAAUGGGUUCAAAUAAACAAAUGAGCGAGGAACGGACGAAUAAAAAUUGCAGAUUACCUCGAGACAAAAAAACAAAAACGAAAGCUAAAUUGAAAAACAAGGAAUGCGACGGAAAAAGAUACUUGGGUAAAAAGGAGGAAGAAGAUUUGUAUGACUUAAUUGAUGAUGACAGAGAGACCCAGAAUGCAUCGAUAUCGUAUGAUAAAACUACGAUCGUCAAAGAAAUUGUACCGAAAGUAGCAUCGAUGGAAAAAAAAAGGGUUACCGAUGGAAACCGGGAAUACACAAAGGACAAUUAUCGUCAAAAAGGUAAAAUUGAAUAUAAGAAGGUUUAUAAAUAA
Molecule: messenger RNA, 2040 nt
Organism: Venturia canescens
Lineage: Eukaryota; Metazoa; Arthropoda; Insecta; Hymenoptera; Ichneumonidae
Product: transcription initiation factor IIF subunit alpha-like
Exons: 14
Coding region: 1-2040 (679 amino acids)
Source: RefSeq, a predicted model, not a curated record